Molecule: messenger RNA, 2352 nt
Organism: Spodoptera exigua (beet armyworm)
Lineage: Eukaryota; Metazoa; Arthropoda; Insecta; Lepidoptera; Noctuidae
Source: the annotation of a GenBank genome assembly
CACAAAUCGUCAUUUCGGUUGUGAAAGAGCUCGCAACGCUAACGCAAGUUAACGCAACCAUUUCUGUAACCUCAAAGUAACUCAGUACAAAUCAGACCCUUGACUAAACCUGUCGUGCAGUGAUAAAAAUUAACUUUUAACGUUAAAAAUAACCUGUUCAUUUUUAUAACUAAACCGAGAAAUUUACACGAAGAAUCAUGGCAUCAGAGACCAUAUCGAGCGCAGAGCUCGAGUGUCUACCUGACCGUAUCGCGGACACCUUCUCCGGCAUGAAGGUCCUCAUCACUGGAGGAACUGGCUUCAUGGGGAAGGUUCUCGUCGAAAAACUGCUCAGAAAAUGUCCAGACAUCGAGCAGAUAUAUCUGUUCGUGAGGGCCAAAAAGGGCAAAAAUCCGAAACAGAGGUUGGAAGAAAUCUUCAGUGGCCCUCUUUUCGAAAAACUUCGGGAUAUGAGAGGUGGAGUGGAACAGCUCUUGGCGAAGAUGACCAUCGUCAAUGGAGACGUUUCCGAACCAGAUCUUGGCAUGAGUCCAGAAGACCGACAGAUGAUCAUCAACCAGGUCGACAUCAUCAUUCACGCUGCGGCUACCAUCAGGUUCGAUGAAGAGCUGAAAAAGGCCGUUCUUCUAAACGUUAGAGGUACCAAGCUAAUGGUGGAACUGGGCAAGGCUUGUAAGAACUUAAAGGUAUUUAUUCAUAUAUCGACGGCUUACUGCCAUCUUCAUGAGAAACUCUUGGAGGAGAAGCCGUACCCUCCACCAGCAGAUCCUCAUCAGAUCAUCCAGGCUGUUGAAUGGAUGGACGAGGAGACUAUUGCUAAUAUGACGCCCAAGUUAUUAAACAAGCUACCGAACUCGUAUGCCUUUACCAAGGCUCUAGCUGAAGCCCUCGUCGUGGAAGCCAUGGAGAAAGCUAAUCUGCCCGCCAUGGUACUUCGACCUUCGAUUGUGAUUCCAAUCUGGCAAGAGCCUGUUCCCGGUUGGACUGACAAUAUCAAUGGACCCACAGGAUUGCUUAUUGGAGCUGGUAAGGGUGUGAUCAGAUCAAUGUACUGCAAGAGUAAUAGUUAUGCUGACUACUUGCCCGUCGACGUUUUUAUAAACGGGAUAAUGAUAGUCGCAUGGAACUAUUUGAAGAAUGGCGACAAAAAAUGCAACAUAAUAAACUUUACGUCAUCGGCUGAGAUCAAGGUGACCUGGUCGGAGAUGAUAGACGCUGGGAGAGAGAUCAUCAUGAACAGGGUGCCUUUGAAUGGAGUUGUAUGGUAUCCAGGCGGUUCUAUGAAGCACUCUAGAAUGUACCAUAACAUCUGUGUUUUCUUCUUCCACUGGAUCCCUGCCUUUAUCAUUGACACACUACUCUUCUGCCUAGGAUAUAAGCCAGUACUAUGCCGUGUACAACGACGUAUUACCAAAGGUUUUGAAGUAUUUGAAUAUUACACAAACAACCAAUGGGAUUUCAAAUCAGAUAUCGCACAGACUCUGAGACAGAAACUCAAUGCCAAAGAGAGACGGGACUAUAAGGUGGACGCUGUGGGUUUGGAUAUCUCAAAAUACUUCGAAGACUGCAUCCGAGCAGCUCGAAUCUUCAUCCUGAAGGAGUAUGAUGAUACUCUACCAGCUGCCAGAAGACAUAUGAGAAUAAUGUACUGGGUCGACGUGAUAGUCAACUGUCUAUUCUGGGGUUUCCUGCUUUACUGGCUCAGCGGAUGGAUGACCACGUCCAAAGCCAUCGUUCCAGAUACCGCCACACCCACCGUCAUAGCCAUGGACGCGUAGACACCUUCAUUUGAGAUGUCUAAAGUUUGACAUGCGUCAACGAUGACACCUGUCAAUAAUGACAGCUGUCAACCGUGACACCUGUCAAUAAUGACAGCUGUCAAACAUUAUACUGUUGUUCUUUGUUUUAAACAAAUGAUAUAUUGUGUAUGUUUGAGAAUAACUAAUCUGAUAUGUAAUUAUUUUAGUAUUCGACAGUCUCAUUGUAAAGGAAUAUUUACGUUAUAAGUAUUAUAAAGUAGCUUUAUUAAAAUUAGUAAUAUUUUCUCGAAUAAAAUAAUUUUGUGUGCAACGUGUCGAGGGUACCUACGAUUUCCGUACGGAAUAACAGGAAAAAAAUCCUAGUGUGGUGCAACGUUAUUUUAAAGAGAGAUAAAAAAUAGAAGUAGAUAUAUAUUACACAAUAUAACUUGGAUAAAACAUAUUGUUUUUGUGUUUACCCAGGUUUCCAUGACUACGCUUUUUUAUAUAUAAAAAUUGUUACUUGCGUGAGAGGUUGUUUAUUUUAGGUAAGGUGUAGGAUUCAUGUUAGAUUUAAGAUUAUAAUUAGGUACCCUUUUCUAUGUACCUGUAU